GCAAACUGGAGCUCCCGGAGAAAACCCACGCAGGUCACAGGGAGAACGUACAGACAGCACCCAUAGUCGGGAUCGAACCCUGGUCUCCGGCAGCAUCUCUGCUGCUGCGCCAGCGUGCCGCCAGAGUUAUUCCAGCGCUUUGUGUCUUUCUUCACUGUAUUUUCUUCUCUUGGUUUUGUAUUUCUGUUCAAGGUGAAAAAGUAAUGUGACUUUGAUCAAGGUAUAUGAUAUUGUGGUGAUGUUGUAUGUGAAUCUGCAAAUGAGACAUGCCUGCUUUAAACGUGGGGAGGUCAUUCACUCACUAGGAUGAUGACGGUGCUUCAUUCCCAUAAAUCCACCAGCCUGAUGCAGUAAAUGCUGCAGUACUGUACAUUAGCCUGCAUGCAGCAGGCACCUCUCUGAAAAAUGGAUACUCUUCUCGUUGUCUGUGGUUGCAUUUGGCUUCUGCUCAGGUUUCUUAGCUUCCUGGUUGAGAAGAUGCAAACCAAAGAAAUCCUGAGGAGUCUAUGGCUGUUGGAAUUGGACGAAUUUGGACAUUUCUUUCACACUCUCCCUCCUCCAACGCUGGUGGGAAUUGCUUCAUUUGUGGCUAUUACAGCGUAUUGGCUAGCUACCAGACCCAAAACACUAAAACCUCCCUGCGAUCUUUCACAACAGUCGGUGGAAAUUGAGGGUUCUGAGCAAGCUCGCAGGUCUGUAUUGGGUGACAGCUCCAAGCUAAUGACCCAUUAUCAUGAUGAUGCAAGGACCAUGUAUGAAGUGUACCAGCGUGGAUUACACAUUUCAGGUGAUGGUCCUUGUUUAGGAUUUCGAAAACCGAAAUGCCCCUAUCAAUGGCUUUCUUAUAAUGAGGUUGCCAACAGAGCUAUGGAUUUGGGAUCAGGGCUGCUCCAGAAAAAUUGCAGGCCAUCACCCGACCAGUUCAUAGGAGUCUUUGCACAAAACAGGCCUGAGUGGAUUAUUACCGAGCUGGCAUGUUAUACCUACUCCAUGGUGAUAGUGCCUCUUUAUGACACACUUGGAGCUGAAGCCAUUCGCUACAUUAUUAACACAGCUGAGAUAUCAACAGUUAUCUGUGACAAAGUGGGAAAGGCAAAAAUUCUUUUGAAGAAUGUGGAGAAAAAGGAGACACCAGGCUUGAAGAUAGUUAUCCUAAUGGACCCAUUUGAGUUGGACUUGGUUGAGAUGGGAGCUAACUGCGGUGUGGAGAUAUUAGCUCUUCAGGAGGUAGAGAAUCUUGGAAAAAUUAACAAACAAACUCCUGUGCCUCCCCGACCUGAAGAUCUAUCGAUUGUCUGUUUCACAAGCGGAACAACGGGAAAUCCUAAAGGUGCCAUGCUCACACAUGGGAAUGUGGUGGCUGAUUUUUCAGGGUUUUUGAAAGUUACAGAGAAAGUGAUCUUUCCAAGACAGGAUGAUGUCCUUGUUUCCUUCUUGCCUCUGGCUCAUAUGUUUGAGAGACUUAUCCAGUCUGUCGUUAUAUGCCAUGGAGGCAGGAUUGGGUUCUUCCAAGGUGACAUUAGACUCCUGUCUGAUGAUAUGAAGGCUCUACAUCCAACAAUAUUUCCAGUAGUUCCAAGACUGUUAAAUAGAAUGUACGAUAAGGUAUUUAGUCAAGCGGGUACACCAGUAAAACGCUGGCUACUGGAAUUUGCUGCUCGAAGAAAAGCAACUGAGGUACGAAAUGGUAUCAUAAGGAAUGACAGCAUCUGGGAUAAAAUCUUCUUCAAGAAAAUACAGGAGAGUCUGGGGGGGAAGGUGAGAAUGAUUGUGACCGGUGCUGCUCCUGCCUCUCCCGCUGUGCUUGGUUUCCUAAGAGCAGCUCUGGGUUGCCAGGUAUACGAAGGUUAUGGACAGACUGAGUGCACAGCUGGAUGUACAUUCACCACACCUGGAGACUGGACAUCAGGACAUGUUGGGGCUCCUUUACCAUGUAAUUUUCUCAAACUUAUUGAUGUAGAAGAAAUGAAAUAUUUCUCUGCCAAAGGAGAAGGAGAGAUAUGUGUGAAAGGACCAAAUGUCUUCAAAGGCUACCUCAAAGACACAGAGAAAACUGCUGAAGCCUUGGACAAAGACAGAUGGCUACAUACUGGGGACAUUGGCAAAUGGUUAAAGAAUGGCACUUUAAAAAUCAUAGACCGAAAGAAACACAUAUUCAAACUUGCUCAAGGAGAAUACAUUGCGCCUGAAAAAAUUGAGAAUAUUUAUGUACGGAGUGAACCUGUGGCCCAAGUGUAUGUCCAUGGAGAUAGUUUGCAGUCCUUCUUGGUAGGUAUUGUCGUACCAGAUCCAGAAGCCACAGAAGCCUGGGCAGGGAAAAGGGGAUUUAAUGGAUCAUAUCGAGAGCUGUGUAAAUCCAAGGAUUUAAAAAAAGCUAUCAUGGAAGACAUGGUAAAACUGGGGCAACAGGCUGGCCUUUAUUCAUUUGAACAGGUAAAAAACGUCUGUCUCCACUGUGAAAUGUUCUCUGUUCAAAAUGGCCUGCUGACCCCAACAUUAAAGGCCAAAAGACUGGAGAUGAGAAAUUACUUCCGCAAACAAAUCGAAGAGCUUUACGCUAACACAUCUAUAUGAAAAUAAUUGGUGGAUAUCUUGUGGUGGGGGGUUAAAAAUAAAAUCCUAUUUGCCAGCUGCUUAUCUUGUGUGAAGAACACAUUACAUAUGUAUGAAAUAUAUUCUUUCAUUAUAUUCAGAAACCUAUUAAUUUUCUUCAGUCAACUGGAAGGUAUCUCUUGCUUAAUUACAAGAUCUUCUAUGUAAACUAAAGAUUUGACUUUUUUAAAGCUGCACUAUAAUAUAAACAAAUUUUGUAUGUUCUUCCACAAUUAAAUUUACUUUGUUUAUGAGGAUGUGAUUAAUAGCUUAAAAUUCUAAUGUACAUAUUUUGUAAAAAUGAGAAAUAAAAAGUUACUAGGUUAAGGGUUAAGCUACUAAAAGUCAUCCUUUAACAUUUGUAAAUCAAAACAUAUAUGAAUUGGUCUAUUCUCCAAACAUUUACAGUCUGCUGUAUGAAUUCAUCAAUACAUGAAGUAUAUAGUCCCCCCCCUUGUGUUACACAUGACCGCACAUCAGAACCACAACUGCAUUUUUGUAUUGAACCAAAAUUAAAUAUAAUUUAUCAUUUUCAUUGAAUUGUGGAUCAUAAAUAUUCAUGACAUUGCAGUGUAGAAAAUAAUCUGAAAAUGAAAGUUCAUAAUUAAGGAAUCAACGCAGUGCAAGGAGAUCAUAUUAUUCGACUUGAGAAGUGAAAUGAGAACUUGCUAUCUAUUACUAGUACCUGGUUCCAAUGUUUACUUGUCUUUCCUGCUUUCCUGGUCUAUGACACAUUCUGGGUGAACACUGCAAUCUCUGCUGAAGCUUUUAAUGUAAGGUUGAAUUUAGAAUUGAGCUUGGUUCAGAUACUCAAUCUUCAUGAGGUAGUCUUAAGUAAGCAGAAGACAAAACAUUCUUGUGAUUCUAUAGUACCUUCUGUGCAUCAACCAUCUCAAGGUGCUUUAUCAAUAAGUGCUGUACAAUCCUGAACGGUUUGCAUUUCAUUUGCAUGGGCACAUGCAAAGGCCAAGUGGAUAAAUGAUAAGUUGAUGUGAUACAAGGUGUUUAUUUUUGCAUAUGUGAUGACAUGAAUCUCGAGAACCUCUUGGCCCAUUUUCAAAAUUGUCUCGAGUGUAUGCACUGAUCUAAAUUUAGAAGAAAAGUGAAUCAAUUUAAUGUCUCAAAGGAUUGCAUUUCUAUCUGUACAAUAUACUUUCAACCUCAAAAUAUGGGCCUUGAUAUUCAGCUCAAAACAUGGAAUAAUAAUUGAAUGGAUAAUCUCAUAUCUGAACACAUGUCAUUGAGGUUCAAUACCAUGCCUCAAUGAUGAGUAAUCAUACUUAAUUGUCUUCACCAUACAGAAGAUAAUUCCAGUAAGCUGCUGAGCUCACUGUGAAACUACAGCUGACUUUUGCCAACAAUUCUUUAUGAUUAACCAAUUCAUGUUAUUUUUUUUUUUUUUAAAAAGGCAAAAUGCAAGAGUAACUCAGUGGGGUCUUGACCAAUGAAAUUGAUGACAGGAGCUAUGCAAGGUCUGUGAUCUACAACAAUAUCACACAUUACAUCAGAACAAUUUGAUGUUGAUAUUACAAGCAUUAUAGAGAUUUAUAUUUGAUGUUGAUAUUACAAGCGAUACAAGAUUUUUGUAUCUGAUUAUAACACAAUGUUCCCAUGAAUUUGAGUUAUGAGUUCAAAACUAUUUCCAUUGGUUACCUACAUCACUGAAAGAGAUGCCAGAAAAAUUGGUAUAUCCCCAAACAAUGGAGAAUCGUUUGAAGAGUUGAUAUAAAACUGUACCAGCAGUUCAACCACAUGAAUGCCAAUUAAAACAAAACUGCCAGAGCUCUGAAAAUGCUUUUGAUGUAAAUACAGAUCAGAAAUAGAAGAUAAUGAAAUAGAAUAUAAUGGAUAAAACUCAUCUGCAAAAAAUUAACAAUCUCUGCCAUGUUUACAGAAGCAAUAACAAUCAUAGGUGGCACAAU
Leucoraja erinaceus (little skate) is the source of this 4514-nucleotide messenger RNA. RefSeq names its product long-chain-fatty-acid--CoA ligase 6-like. The record is from RefSeq and is a predicted model, not a curated record. Gene Ontology annotation, molecular function: arachidonate-CoA ligase activity. The transcript has 21 exons. NCBI's taxonomy places the organism in Eukaryota, Metazoa, Chordata, Chondrichthyes, Rajiformes, Rajidae. Gene Ontology annotation, cellular component: endoplasmic reticulum; membrane. The coding region runs from base 406 to 2574 and encodes 722 amino acids. Gene Ontology annotation, biological process: long-chain fatty-acyl-CoA biosynthetic process; very long-chain fatty acid metabolic process; long-chain fatty acid metabolic process.